This is a messenger RNA of Antechinus flavipes (yellow-footed antechinus), 2978 nucleotides long. RefSeq names its product potassium inwardly rectifying channel subfamily J member 4 (gene KCNJ4). The record is from RefSeq and is a predicted model, not a curated record. Gene Ontology annotation, molecular function: inward rectifier potassium channel activity. NCBI's taxonomy places the organism in Eukaryota, Metazoa, Chordata, Mammalia, Dasyuromorphia, Dasyuridae. The coding region runs from base 739 to 2061 and encodes 440 amino acids. Gene Ontology annotation, cellular component: plasma membrane. The transcript is spliced from 2 exons. Gene Ontology annotation, biological process: potassium ion import across plasma membrane; regulation of monoatomic ion transmembrane transport.
GGAGAAGAGAGAGAGGGAGCUCAGAGUGGGGGAGAGAUGGAGUGAGACGGAGAGAGGGAGAGAGGGGGAAAGGUAGAGGAACCGAGGAAAGAGAGGGAGACAGAGAGGAGGGAGGGAUCCACGCAGAGUGACAGAGAGAACAACCGGGGAGGGGGGUUGGUGGGGAAGGAAAAAAAAGCUUGGAGAAGAGAGGCAAGUGUGAGCGGGAGCAGGCAGGCAGGCAGGGGAGCGAGAAGCGGCGGCUGCGAGCCCGGAGGCGUGCGGGCCGCGGACAGCUGUUGGCUGCGCAGCCCGAGGGCCGUCGGGGAGCAGCCCCUCGGGGCGGCAGAAGAUGCUGAGGAGCCGGAGGCCAGGGGAGCGAGGAGCCCAGGCCCGGGGCAGGCGCCAAAGUUAGGGGGCCCCGGUCUGCGAGGGCCGGGCGGAGGGGAGAGCCGGGGCGAGCUGAGCGCUGGGGAGACCCCCGAACGGGAGCUCGCGCCCCGCCGGGCGGGACAAGUUUGGGGGAGGGGGGAGAUCGAAGCCACCCUCCUCCCCGGCCUGCGGCCCUCGCCUCCCUCCGCCAGCACGGAUCCAGGCCCGGCCGGAGGGACGGAUUUCUCCGUGGGAUGUAGCACCCACCGCCGGCCUUCAGUCUGGAGCUGUUUCCUCCAGAGGUUACGCUGGGAAACUCCAACCCCCCCUAGGUCCAGCGUCAUCCCGGGCGGUGAGGACGGCCACUGGAGCUCGGCCCGGGGCGGGAUGAACGGACACAGCCGGAACGGGCAGGCCCACGCCCCCCGGCGGAAACGCCGCAACCGCUUCGUGAAGAAGAAUGGCCAGUGCAACGUCUACUUCGCCAACCUCAGCAACAAGUCCCAGCGGUACAUGGCGGACAUCUUCACCACGUGCGUGGACACCCGCUGGCGCUACAUGCUCAUGAUCUUCUCGGCCGCCUUCCUGGUCUCGUGGCUCUUCUUCGGCCUGCUCUUCUGGUGCAUCGCCUUCUUCCACGGGGACCUGGAGCCGGGGCCGGGGCCGGCGGGCGGGCCGGCGGGGGCGGGCCCCGGGGGAGGCGGCGGCCCCCCGCCCGCGGCCGUGAAGCCCUGCAUCAUGCACGUGAACGGCUUCCUGGGGGCCUUCCUCUUCUCGGUGGAGACGCAGACCACCAUCGGCUACGGCUUCCGCUGCGUGACGGAGGAGUGCCCGCUGGCCGUGAUGGCCGUGGUGGUGCAGUCCAUCGUGGGCUGCGUCAUUGACUCCUUCAUGAUCGGCACCAUCAUGGCCAAGAUGGCGCGGCCCAAGAAGCGGGCGCAGACGCUGCUCUUCAGCCACCACGCCGUGAUCUCGGUGAGGGACGGCAAGCUCUGCCUCAUGUGGAGGGUGGGCAACCUGCGCAAGAGCCACAUCGUGGAGGCGCACGUGCGCGCCCAGCUCAUCAAGCCCUACAUGACGGAGGAGGGCGAGUACCUGCCCCUGGACCAGCGGGAUCUCAACGUGGGCUACGACAUCGGGCUGGACCGCAUCUUCCUGGUGUCCCCCAUCAUCAUCGUCCACGAGAUCGACGAGGAGAGCCCCCUGUACGGGAUGGGCAAGGAGGAGCUGGAGUCGGAGGACUUUGAGAUCGUGGUCAUCCUGGAGGGCAUGGUGGAAGCCACGGCCAUGACCACCCAGGCCCGCAGCUCCUACCUGGCCAGCGAGAUCCUCUGGGGCCACCGCUUCGAGCCCGUGGUCUUCGAGGAGAAGAGCCACUACAAGGUGGACUACUCGCGCUUCCAUAAGACCUACGAGGUGGCCGGCACCCCGUGUUGCUCGGCGCGGGAGCUCCAGGAGAGCAAGAUCACGGUCCUCCCCGCCCCGCCGCCACCGCCCAGUGCCUUCUGCUACGAGAACGAGCUGGCACUCAUGAGCCAGGAGGAGGACGAACUGGAGGAGGACGUGGCCGGCCUGGGGCUGGAGGGCGGCUCCAAGGAAGACGGCGGCAUCAUCCGCAUGCUGGAGUUUGGGAGCCACCUGGAUUUGGAGAGGAUGCAGGCCACCUUGCCCCUGGACAACAUCUCCUACCGCCGGGAGUCAGCCAUCUGACCUCUAGUCCUCCCGCCUAGCCCCGGGUCCCCUCCCACUCCCCCGUUCCCUAAUCCUUGUGGGAAAAUCCCCCCUUCUAGACAGGAGAAGGACCAGCAGAUCAUGAGCAUCCCCUCCCUCGGUGUCCCUGGGACAAACAUCCCCCCCUCCCGAGGACAGAACCCACCCAGACCCAGGGGAACCCUUCUGGUGGCUCAUGAGUAUAUGAGCAGAGGUCUGUCCCCCAUUUCCUCUCACUUCGAUGCCCCGGAAUCAGACUCUGGCGACAGGGAAGCCCCCCUCCCCGAGGUCUGCCGUACCAACCGUCCCACGCCAUCCACCCCGUGGGUCUCACUGUCAGACUCCACCCGGUGACCCAGAACCGCCCGAUGUGGCACCCGACCCCCUUCCAGGACAGGCCCCCGUUGCCCUGGAGAACUUUGGGAAGGCCCCCGGGACGAAGGGAAGGUGGGGAGGCCCGCCGGAGGCCAGGGCUGGAAGGCUGGCUGGGGAGAAGUAGAGGGAAAGGUUUACCUUGCAUGUUUGUGACCUGUCACACAUCCUUUUGUAAAUAUAUACAUUAUAUAUAUAAAGACAAGAGAGAUCCAACCCAGAUUCUUUGAUUUCCCGGGGCAGGAGGUGGAGGUGAAGCAGGGCCCCUCUUCUUCUCCCCCACCGACUGGCUCUGAGGGCUCCUCGGCCCCUAGGCCAUCUCAGAACGAGGGGAGCAGACCCAGGAAGUCCCCCAGGGUCGGCGAGCGCCACUCCCUUCACAUGCCGGCCCCACCUUUGCUGGUUCCCUGACCUCCCACCCCCAGCUUAGGCCCAGCCUUCCUGCCCUCCCAACACACAACUGUACAAUGGGAUUUUUAAUUAUUUUUAAUAAAGUUUCCAAUCCUCUUGGAGCCACAUGGACCAAAAGGAAGGGGAGAAAGAGA